Messenger RNA from Fusarium musae, 2097 nucleotides. RefSeq lists its product as uncharacterized. Lineage: Eukaryota; Fungi; Ascomycota; Sordariomycetes; Hypocreales; Nectriaceae. The record is from RefSeq and is a predicted model, not a curated record. Bases 1 to 2097 code for a protein of 698 amino acids. The transcript is spliced from 3 exons.
AUGUCAGAUUUCAGCAAUGAGAUUGACACGGAAAUUGCCGCAGCCUCCUGGGAGCAAUCGCCGGACGCAUCUUCUUCGACACCGACCAGCAACUCAGCAGACCGACAGCCCACGGAGAUCCAGACCCGAAUCCCCACCCGCCUUGUCUCCUGGUAUGCCCUUUGCCGCCUAGGGUAUAGGUUUCUUCAAGACGGAGACACCUUUGUCAUAUACGGGAUUCUAGGACCGAUUGAUUUAGAGGAGCUCUUUAGAUAUAGUGAGCGUUACCAGAAGGCCGACGAACGGGAUCAAGGGUCGCGUCCGCCAAUUCAACUCCCCAACGAAAGAAUUCCGCUAGGACUCGAAGAUGACAAGCCGGCUUACUCUGCCCGUAUUGCACCGGGCUCAACAACGCCUAUCAGCUCUCAUACCCAUCCCGUCACGCCCAACGAAACAAAGGACUCAAUAAUGAGGCCGUGGGUGAAUCAACUUCUGGUGUCAGACACAGUCCACUUAGGUGACGUCAAAAAACAACCGCGUGGCUCUCGAGGAGGACAAAGAUCCUCAGAUACAUAUAAUGCCUGGGUUAAAACAACGUCUCUUCUUCAAGAUGGAGAGGGAAAGGAGUUUAGGCAACUUGUCUUCAAGUCGUCGGGUAACUAUGGCCUGGAUAUCGAUGAUUUCCAGCUUGUUGAUGAGAAUGAACACGUUGUUGAUUCUACCACAUGGCUGUACUACUUGACAUCAGGCGAGGUUGAAAGACACUCUUUCAAAUUGGUAAGAAUCUCUGUCGCAACCUCAAGCGAGGUUCCUCGAGACCCGGGGUCGGAAGCUUUCAACGAUAAUGAGAACGAAAGCAUCGAAGGGACCUUUGACGAACAGAGUUCCGAUGGAGAAACCUUUGAAAGAACUAUGGAAGCCGCGAAACAGAUGUUUUGCCAAAGUAUAGGUAAAGGGACGCUUGUUCGAAACAUGCCGCCAGUACUUCCGACACUACCCUCGAUGCCUUUCAGCAAUGCGGCCAAGGAUCAAAUUCCAUUCUUCGCUUGGCCUUUGACCCAGAAUACUGGCAAUAGUUGCCACACAGAUGGUACGAUGGCUCUCACGAGGUUACUAGCCAUGAUCGAUCAAUCUCUCAAAGAGCUCGGUAUUAUUAAAGACUUACAUACUUUUAGCACGAGAGAUGAAGUGGUCUACAAAUGCCGGGUUCUCCAAUCAGUCAUAGAAGAACGUGUAUACGUGCCGACACAGGAGGCUAAAGACCCCCUUCCGUGCGCACAACCUCCCAGCUCAAACCACAGGCAUAGAAAUCCAGAAUCUGAGAUUCUUGCCACUCUUCUGGCACUGUCGGAGGACAUUUUUGAUCUUUUUCUUCCACCAGCCAAUUGGUUCCUUGUCCCAGCUGUAGGUGCUUAUUGGGGCGCCUUGGAUUCCAUCAUGCGUACUAUCAAGCAAUCUCAUGGGUACCGGCUAUGGCAGGGAGAGGCUUCACAUGCUCAGACUCACAACCUUGAAUCGAAGUUGAAGUGCCAGCUUGAGGACGCCAGAAGAGACGUAAUGAUGGCUAGCGAGACCCAGAUCGAUACAGAUCGCCUUACCAUCUCACCGAUAGGCCUUGAGUUUCUACUUAUAACGCUACUGCGGAACCUUCAUGACCAUCCCAUCCAUCCAGAGACAGAUCAGAAGCUGGACGUAGUUAGGCAUUGCCGCGAUAAGUCUACGGCACUUCGGUUUGCUGCGGUUCGUGACCCAAGACGCCGCAGAUUUCUUGAAAUAUCUGCUCUGGAAGAGGAAAUGGAGGCCUUGCGGAUCAUUUUCGAAGUUCAAACACGUACGGUCAAGGCCUUUGCUCAGGUUCUGAGCCCUGACUUCUUCUCCAAAGACACCACAGAUCGGGAAGAUCUGGGAUACCGCAAGGAUAUGUAUGGUCUGGAAAAAAGGCACUUAGACACUCACAUACAAAGUCUUGCUGAAGAUGGAAAGACACUCGAGAUAUUACAGAGGAUCUUGACCGCCACAAGACACGACAUGAAACAGAUGAUUGAGGUACUCGACGAGGGUCACGGAAAGGCUAUCAGAGUGUUUACCUUCGUCACAUUGUUUUUUCUUCCGCUGUGA